Molecule: messenger RNA, 647 nt
Organism: Tinamus guttatus (white-throated tinamou)
Lineage: Eukaryota; Metazoa; Chordata; Aves; Tinamiformes; Tinamidae
Gene: GUCA1C
Product: guanylate cyclase activator 1C
Molecular function (GO): calcium sensitive guanylate cyclase activator activity; calcium ion binding
Source: RefSeq, a predicted model, not a curated record
AUGGGUGCGGCUGGAUCAGCAGAUGAUAUUAAUGCCAUGGAAAUUCAUCACUGGUACACAAAAUUUAUGAAGGAGUGCCCAUCUGGACAGCUUUGUCUGCAUGAAUUUAAACAUGUCCUGGAUCUGCAUGGACUUACUCCAGAAGCUAAUGGUUAUGUUGAACAAGUAUUUCACACGUUUGACAUGAAUAAGGAUGGAUUUAUAGACUUCUUGGAGUUCAUAGCUGCAAUAAAUUUGGUUAUACGAGGCAAAAUUGACCAAAAAUUGAAAUGGUACUUUAAGCUGUAUGAUGCUGAUGGAAAUGGAUGCAUUGACAAAAAAGAACUAUUAAGCAUAUUCACGGCUAUCCAAGCUAUUAAUGGCCACACUGACAUGACUGCUGAAGAAUUCACAGACAUGGUAUUUCAGAAGAUAGAUGUGAACAAUGACGGGGAACUGACUUUGGAGGAAUUUAUCAGCGGCGUGGAAAGAGACAGGAAUCUAUUGGAAUUGAUUACAAAAAGUUUUGACCUUUCCAACGUACUCAAAGCCAUACAAAACGGCAGGAGGCACAGCAUCUGAAGGCUUCAGUGAUGGAUGUAGCAUCUGUGUCACCGUUUGCAAGGAAGAUAAUGUUUGAUACACUCAGGGAGCUUCAGCUUGUCAAA